UAAUUUGAAAUAAAUCUGAUUGUUCAAAAGUUGGAAAAAAACUCCAAUCCACAAAUAUCGAAGGGCUCUGAUUUGUAAUCUGUAAGUGUAUUUUCGUAAAACAAUUGCACAGAUCGAAACCGGCAGGCCGAAGUUUUGUAUCUGAAGUCGUUAAGUAAAGAAUUUUGUGAAGAGUCGAGGAGAAUUCCAAUUUCGAAUUGGCGAGAACGCAGAGUGAAUCUGUGUCUCUUGUGCGAAUUGUUUUGUAAUGGAACAAGCGGAACGGAGCAUGUCGAGUGAGGAGCGCAAGGGCAAGAGCCCUUUAGCGUGUAGUUCCUGGAGGUAUGGAACUCCGAUGAAGCGAAACAACGCUCACUUGAAGUAUACUCUAACGUAUCAGAAUAACGCGCAACGGCUACCAUUCGCUGUUCUGCCGAAUCAUAUUACACCCCCAUCCAAGUUGAGGAAAUUCAUUACUAAGAACCCGUUCGAGCCUGAUCUGAUUAAUCGACUGCACCUGUCCGCAAUCAGCCCGAACUUAUUCGCCAAGGUCUCCAGCCCUAUGCAACGGUCACCAGAGUUUGCGUGGAAUAUAGAUGAAUUGGCUCACAUGAAACCAGUAAAGAUCGAAGAAUCUCCCAUGCAGCAAAUGCAUUCUCCGGAGCCAGAAUUGGAGAUAAGAGCCCAGGCAGCUAUAGAUCGGUUUUUUAAACAGAAUCAGAUAAUUCCUAGCCCUUGGGACAUCAAGCAGAAAAGCAACAAACCAUUUUUCUUUGACACUCCCAAUAGGUCCUCGAAACAUAUCAACUCUAUUCAGGAAGUUUCAAAAUCUACAAAAGAUGCAUGGAGUCAGACAAUAUUGUCUCUACCUCUGGAGCUGCCUCAAGAUGUGGAAGAAAGUUUGAAGCCCUUCUUCAGUUUUACUCAG
Messenger RNA from Trachymyrmex septentrionalis, 907 nucleotides. It is a transcript of the gene bora, whose product is annotated as protein aurora borealis. Gene Ontology annotation, biological process: activation of protein kinase activity; regulation of mitotic nuclear division; regulation of mitotic spindle organization. Gene Ontology annotation, cellular component: cytoplasm; nucleus. NCBI's taxonomy places the organism in Eukaryota, Metazoa, Arthropoda, Insecta, Hymenoptera, Formicidae. The transcript has 3 exons. Gene Ontology annotation, molecular function: protein kinase binding. The record is from RefSeq and is a predicted model, not a curated record. The annotation marks the transcript as partial.